CUUCUUAAUAAUUCAUUACAUCAAAGAAAGCUGGCAUGGUAAAGAACUGAAGGAGAAUACAAGCGAAGGAAAAGCAUAUGAAAAGUUGCGUUGUGAGGCUUGGACAUAACUCGUCUGAAGAUAUCUUCAAGAAAGGAGCUUCCUGAAGAGAAACGAACAGGGCAGACAGAAAGUCUAACCUGACGAGCAGUUGGAGGAGGAAGUGAAGAGGAAAUCAGACAAGUAGCCCUAGCUGGAUCUGCAGCAGGAGAAAAAGUGUCGUCCCGGUUGUGGCCCGACGGGUGGUACAGAGACAGUAGCAUCAUGGUGAAUACAGGUAUGCAGCUGAUCAGCUUCACCUGCGCCGUUACCGGCUGGGUCAUGGCUAUCGCCGUGACUGCGCUGCCCCAGUGGAAGGUCACGGCCUUCAUCGGACCCAACAUCCUCACUUCGGAGAUCGUGUGGCAGGGCAUCUGGAUGAACUGCAUCUACCAGACCACUGGGCACAUGCAAUGCAAGACUUAUGACUCGUUGCUGGCGCUGCCGCCAGACAUCCAGGCGGCCCGUGCUCUCAUGUGUGUGGCCAUCUUCCUGGGCUGGCUGUCCUGCACGGUGUCCUGUUGCGGAAUGAAGUGCACCACUUGCGCCGGGGAUGAUCGCCAUGCCAAGGCUGGCAUAGCGCUGUCCGGCGGGGUGCUCUUCAUCCUAACAGGCCUGUGUGUGCUCAUCCCCGUGUCCUGGACAGCCAACACAGUUGUGCAGGACUUCUAUAACCCCAAUGUUCCCAUCCAGAGGAAGCGCGAGUUGGGCCAGGCCAUCUAUCUGGGCUGGGCGGCCGCUGUCAUUCUCAUCAUCAGCGGCAUUGUCCUGAGCACCACCUGCUCCUACAUCGAGAAAGGACACUACAGACGUGGCUACAUGGGCCGCAGCUUUGCUAAUUCCAGGCCGUCCCCACUGGAUCCCCCGAAACCCAUCAGCACCAACAGCGUGCCCCUUAAGGAGUAUGUCUAAGGUGCA
This is a messenger RNA of Ictalurus furcatus (blue catfish), 996 nucleotides long. It is a transcript of the gene cldn35, whose product is annotated as claudin 35. The transcript has a single exon. Gene Ontology annotation, molecular function: structural molecule activity. The record is from RefSeq and is a predicted model, not a curated record. Gene Ontology annotation, cellular component: bicellular tight junction; plasma membrane. The coding region runs from base 304 to 990 and encodes 228 amino acids. Gene Ontology annotation, biological process: bicellular tight junction assembly; cell adhesion. NCBI's taxonomy places the organism in Eukaryota, Metazoa, Chordata, Actinopteri, Siluriformes, Ictaluridae.